AUGCCUCCACUAGGAGCACCAAGGGAUCAAGUCGUAGAGAAUACUCCGACCACCGCGGCUCGCCUGUCGGCUCAAUGGCGAAGCCCUCGCGAUAUCAUCGCCGUACUGCUGUUGCUGGGCCCCGAAAUUGUCCAGACGGCCAUCGCGCAGCUCGCUGGACGGGCAUGGACGCCUGUUCCAUUUUCGUUUGGAUGGGUCACCUAUUCGUGCAGCAUGCUGCUGUCUACGAUUGAGGGAGAAACAGGUGGACAGCUCAUGCCGAACCACCGGGAGCCCAUCUUGGUGGUGAAUGCGCAAAAUGGUCAUUCUAGGACCACCAACUCUUGGGUGUUGUGCAAAUUAUUCGACUUUCUGAACGAUGAGAUAGACAAGGAGAUGGCGAUCGAAGGGUCACAUCCUCCCGAGCCGCCAAAGGGUGAGGCUGCCGUUGACAGGACAAACAACGGGCCGCAUACUUCCGAACGAACGAAGGACAAUGUCGCAACUGGCAAGCAAAAGGAAAAGCCACAUACUGCCGAGCGUCUGAAUGUUGACAAGCCUGACGAGGACGAGGCAACAGCAGAGUCACAUGCCUCCAGGAGGCUCGCGAACGGCAGGGUUGCCAAUGACGAGACAACCGACGAGCAGAAUACUUUCCGGCCACCGGAACCAGAAAUUGAGCCAGCAGAACACCCAAAAAGACCAUGGGAAGCCCUCCGAGUCGUGGUGUACAGGGUCGACAAGGGCCGGAAAUCCGAACAAGGAAUUCCCAGCCUCGACUGGGUGUGGUUCUGCGGCGGCGCCGUCAUCAUAAUCCAGCUAGCCGUGUCGAUUCUCCCGUGGGCCAUGGACGGUGACUGGGCACCGUUUCUGGUCACCUCGACCGGAAACUGUCUCGCCGUGUGCGGAGCCUCGCUCCCCCAGUGGCGGAAGGAGAAAUGGGCGAACUAUAGUCGGACCAAGGGUAGUUCGACGGUCACGCUGACCAGAGGCAACGGCACCCGCACGGCCGUAGUCAUCGUCGCCGCGAGGGAUGCCGGUCUUGACCUCGAAAUCCUCGCUCGAAAUUCACGCGUCGCGGUCCCAUCGCUUGCAACCCGCUGCGCGACAGCGAUCCUGGCUCUCUGCUGGAUCCUCCUUGCGAUCACCGUGGCGGACUUGUUUGGCAUCGGCCUUCUUGGAAGCGUGUACACCUUGGUGGCCGCCGGGGCCAGUCGAAGUCCCGCUUGCCUUGGCCUGCAUUUUGAGAAGAAGAAGGAGGAGGAGGAAUUUUGUGGCCCCAAGGUCCCCGACGUUCUCCAAAAGGUGCAGCGAAAGAAAGCAGAAUAUGGUUCUUGCGUCGGCACAUCGCUCAUCAAGGUAUUCUUCCCCGGCGGACUUCGAGCGACAGGUGAUGACCUGAAGUUCUGGAGAAACGAACUGAGUGGGAUCUCCUCGGGAAACCAUCAUGGAGAAUUUGUCCACGUGUCUGAAACAAAACCAAAUAACGAUGGUGCAAAGUCACCACCCUCAGAGGAACGCGGAAAGCGUGCUGACGCUCUUGAUUAA
This is a messenger RNA of Fonsecaea erecta, 1527 nucleotides long. RefSeq lists its product as hypothetical. The record is from RefSeq and is a predicted model, not a curated record. The transcript has 3 exons. Lineage: Eukaryota; Fungi; Ascomycota; Eurotiomycetes; Chaetothyriales; Herpotrichiellaceae. The coding region runs from base 1 to 1527 and encodes 508 amino acids.